AUGUGGUCUCGUCCAUUCACCAUACCACAGGCUUACCUGCUUCCCUUUCUAUCGACAUGUCUCUUUAUGAUACAACUCGGCCUCUCGAUAAGCGACCUUCCGUCUAUCAAGCUUAUGCAGGAUAUCGUGUGCAGACAGGUUCAUCAUGUUGAUAGCCCCGAGCUCCUCCCUGAAGAAUCCUGUCGAGAUGAGCCAGUGCAGUACAGACUCAACUUUAUCGUUACGGGAAUGCAAAUCGCAGGCACUAUUUCCGCCGCUCUGGUAGCUUUACCGUUGGGGCUUCUCGCAGAUCGAAUCGGUCGUCUUCCUGUACUCGGUGCAAGCAUAUCCAGCAUGCUUCUCUCCCAAGGCUACGCCAUGUUUGUGUGCUGGCAAUCAGACAAUAUCCCGCUCGAAGCCAUUUGGGGUAUCGGUGUUCCCUUGCUAUUUGGCGGAGGCAGGAGUGUUGCUGAAGCUAUGGUAUUUGCCAUCAUCGCGGAUGUUGUAUCCGAAGACAAGCGAUCAACGUGGCUUCAGUGGGUUGUCGCAUCUGUUCUCGGCGCCCAGCUUGUUGGGCCUGUACUAUCAGGAAAGCUAGUCCAGUCCUCCUCCAUAUGGAUACCGCUCUUCUUAUCCUUGAGCUUAAUAUCUGUCGGUGGUUUUAUUCUCAUCGUCUUGACACCGGAGACUUUGAAGCAAACACAGUCUCAGGAUGAUGGUACCGCAAGCAUUGAUCCGUACACCUACGGUCUCGAGCUGGACAACCUCAACUUUGAGCUACCCGAGAAAGCGUUAGCACUGGACACAGUCAAGUCGAUGUUUUCUAGGCCUCUUGUCUGGCUUCUACCAGGUGCUGUCAUGACGAUACCGCUGGCUACCACACAAACAGAAAUCAUCAUCCGCUUGAUGCCGAUACAGUUCGACUGGCCCCUCCAUCGAUCUAUACUUAUUGUGUCUCUGCAAAGCCUUGUCACGCUGCUCACCCUGUGUAUAUUACUACCUGUCAUCACUUACACGUGGACCAAGUUCUCUCACUCGUCAGCUCACUUCCGUUACUCAAUUCUUGCUCGUUCGAGUUCCCUUUUGUUUUUCGCCGGCUGUCUCUGCAUGAUGAUGGUCACAGAUGAAUCUUUUGUUAUUGCCGGUCUGACCAUCGCGGCUCUCGGCUCUGGUCUACCCACGCUGUGCCGCGCAAUGCUAGUUGGAAUGGUGGACAAAGGACGUGCUGGGACUCUAUUUGGAAUGCUGGCAGUUGGUGAAAUCUUGUGGUUCCUCAUUUUUGAGACAAGCAUGGGGGCACUGUUUGGACUUGGCUUAAGCUCGUGGAUUGGGAUGCCGUUUUGUCUAGCAAUAGCCGCUGCUUUCUUGAUAGCUCUGACAGCUUCGCUGGCCCCCACGAGGUUGCUGACGGUUGAUGAUACACAAAUAUGCAUGGUAUGA
Molecule: messenger RNA, 1419 nt
Organism: Fusarium poae
Lineage: Eukaryota; Fungi; Ascomycota; Sordariomycetes; Hypocreales; Nectriaceae
Exons: 3
Coding region: 1-1419 (472 amino acids)
Biological process (GO): transmembrane transport
Cellular component (GO): membrane
Molecular function (GO): transmembrane transporter activity
Source: RefSeq, a predicted model, not a curated record